AGGAACCGGGAAGAAAGCUGUGACCAGCAACGUCCUUCACUUCCUUAGGCUUAGUUCCUGUUUGUACUAGCCACAACUCGGCACUGGCCUCUGCUGACACUGCCUCCCACACAGAGACCCUAUCUAUAAGCGCUGCAGCCUGUUGUCUAGCCCCAGGCCUAAGGAUGGAUGUCCUGGAGACCUCCAAGUCACUGGAUGAGGAGCUGUACUCACGGCAGAUGUAUGUGCUGGGCUUGCCGGCCAUGCAGAGGAUUCAGGGAGCCAAGGUCCUGCUGUCAGGUCUUCAGGGCUUGGGGGCUGAGGUGGCCAAGAACCUGGUUCUGAUGGGUGUGGGCAGCCUCACUCUGCAUGAUCCUCACCCCACCUGCUGGUCUGACCUGGCUGCCCAGCUUUUCCUCUCAAAGCGGGACUUAGAAAGGAGCAGGGCUGAGGCAUGUCAAGAACUGGUCGCUAAGCUCAAUGGAUCUGUCCAGGUCUGCAUCCACACAGGUGACCUCACUGAGGACCUGCUGCUGGACUUCCAGGUGGUGGUGCUGACUGCCUCAAAGCUGGAGGAGCAACUAAAGGUGGGCACCUUAUGCCACAAGCAUGGAGUCUGCUUUCUGGUGGCUGACACCUGGGGUCUUGUCGGGCAGUUGUUCUGUGACUUUGGUGAGGACUUCACCGUGCAGGACCCUACAGAGGCAGAACCCCUGACAGCUGCCAUCCAGCACAUCACCCAGGGCUCCCCCGGCAUUCUCACUCUGAAAAAAGAGGCUGAUGGCCAGUACUUCUGCAGUGGGGACUUGGUGACUUUCUCAGGGAUUGAGGGCAUGGUUGAGCUCAAUGACUGUGCUCCCCGGCCUAUCCAUGUGCAGGAGGAUGGGACAUUGGAGAUUGGGGACACAACAACUUUCUCCUGUUACUUGCGUGGCGGGGCGGUCACUGAGGUCAAGAGGCCCAAGACUGUGAGCCAUGAGCCCCUGGAUGCAGCCCUGCUGCAGCCCCGUGUAGUGGCCCAGAGUCCCCAGGAAGUUCACCGUGCCCACUGCCUGCAUCAGGCCUUCCGUGCACUGCACAAGUUCCACCACCACAAUGGUCGCCCACCCCGGCCCUGGGAUCCUGUUGAUGCAGACAUGGUGGUGGGCCUGGCCCGGGCCCUGGAACCACUGAAGGGGACAGAGGGAGAGCCAUUGGAAGAGCUGCUGGAUGAGGCUCUAGUGCGGACAGUCGCCCUGAGUAGUGCUGGUACCUUGAGCCCCAUGGCAGCCAUAUUGGGUGCCAUGGCUGCCCAGGAAGUGCUCAAGGCAAUUUCCAGGAAGUUCAUGCCCCUGGACCAGUGGCUGUACUUUGAUGCCCUUGAUUGUCUUCCAGAAGAUGGGAAGCCCCUUCCCAAUCCCGAAGACUGUAUACCGAGAGGAUGCCGCUACGAUGGGCAAAUCGCAGUGUUCGGGGCUGGUUUUCAGAAGAAGCUGAGCCACCAACAUUACCUCCUGGUGGGUGCUGGUGCUAUUGGCUGUGAGCUGCUCAAAAACUUUGCCCUAGUGGGCCUGGGGACCAGGGGCAGUGGGAGCGUGACUGUUGCCGACAUGGACCACAUAGAGCGCUCCAACCUCAGCCGUCAGUUCCUCUUCAGGCCCCAGGACAUUGGUAGGCCCAAGGCAGAAGUGGCUGCAGAGGCCGCUCUCCGCCUGAACUCAGACUUGCAGGUGACCUCGUUCACCCACCAGCUAGAUCCCAGUACAGAGGACAUCUACGGGGACAACUUCUUCUCCCGUAUGGAUGGCGUGGCUGCCGCCCUGGACAGUUUCCAGGCCCGACGCUAUGUGGCUGUUCGCUGCACCCAUUAUCUGAAGCCACUGCUGGAAGCAGGUACACAGGGCACCCUGGGCCAUGCUUCAGUGUUCAUGCCACAUGUGACUGAGCCCUACAGAGCCCCAGCCUCGGCUACAGCUUCUGAGGAUGCCCCCUACCCUGUCUGCACUGUGCGGCACUUCCCCAGCACAGCUGAGCACACCGUACAGUGGGCCCGGGAUGAGUUUGAGGGGCUCUUCCAUCUGGCUGCUGAGACCAUCAACCACCACCAACAGGCACUCACUUCUCUGGCAGACACAGACAGGCCACAGGUGCUGACUCUGCUGCAGGCGGUGCUGGGUGUCCUGAGAGAGCGUCCACAGACUUGGCAAGAUUGUGUGGUGUGGGCCCUUGGCCACUGGCAGCUACGCUUCUGUUAUAGCAUCAUGCAGCUGCUGAAGCACUUCCCACCUGAUAAAGUGCUUGAGGAUGGGACUCUUUUCUGGUCGGGUUCUAAACGGUGUCCUCAGCCCUUGGAGUUUGAUGCCAGCCAAGACACGCACUUCCUCUACGUGCUGGCAGCUGCUAACCUGUAUGCCCAGAUGCAUGGGCUGCCUGGCUCACAAGACAAGACUGGGCUCAGGGAACUGCUAAAGUUGCUGCCGCUGCCUGGCCCUCAGGACCUGGCCCCCAUCUUUGCUAAUGACUUGGAUCCGGCUCUGGCUUCUGCUGAGUUUGGCCCUGAGCAGUUGAAACUGCAUGAAGCCCUGGAAUUCUGGAGCGUGGGCCCUCACCUGAAGCCCCUGAGGUUUGAGAAGGACAAUGACAGCAACUUUCAUAUGGACUUUGUGGCAGCAGCAGCAAGCCUGCGAGCUCAGAACUAUGGGAUACUACCCGCCAACCGCAUGCAGAGCAAGCGAAUCGUGGGCCAGAUUAUCCCAGCCAUUGCUACCACUUCAGCAGCUGUGGCAGGCCUGGUGGUCCUGGAACUGUAUAAGGUGGUGGGUGGGGCACAAUCCCUUGGUGCCUUUCGCCACAGCUAUUUGCAUCUGGCAGAAAACCGUUUCAGCCGCUGGGUGCCUCACGCCCCAGCCAUCCAGACGUUCCAUCACCUGAAGUGGACCUGUUGGGACCGCCUGAAGGUGCCUGCUGGGCAGCCUGAGAGAAACCUGGAGUCAUUACUGGCCCAUCUCCAGGAACAACAUGGGCUGAGGGUGAGGAUCCUGCUGUACGGCCGGGCCCGUCUCUACUCAGCUGCAUGGCCGCCUGAAAAGCAGGCCCAGCACUUGUCUCUCAGGGUGACGGAACUGGUGCAGCGGGUGACAGGCCAAGUGCCUCUGCCUGGGCAGCGGGUGCUGGUACUGGAGCUCAGCUGUGAGGGUGAGGAGGAGGACACUAUCUUUCCACCCCUGCACUACGAGCUGUGAUAAGCAGCAGCCUCACCACCCAGCUCUGUCAAGCCCUGCAUCCUGAGUCCACAGUAAACGCUCAAUAAAUGCUUGUUGAAAAAAG
Molecule: messenger RNA, 3285 nt
Organism: Equus quagga
Lineage: Eukaryota; Metazoa; Chordata; Mammalia; Perissodactyla; Equidae
Gene: UBA7
Product: ubiquitin like modifier activating enzyme 7
Exons: 24
Coding region: 165-3200 (1011 amino acids)
Biological process (GO): protein sumoylation
Cellular component (GO): SUMO activating enzyme complex; cytoplasm
Molecular function (GO): SUMO activating enzyme activity
Source: RefSeq, a predicted model, not a curated record